Scleropages formosus (Asian bonytongue) is the source of this 3267-nucleotide messenger RNA. It is a transcript of the gene rag1, whose product is annotated as recombination activating 1. Gene Ontology annotation, molecular function: sequence-specific DNA binding; ubiquitin protein ligase activity; metal ion binding. Gene Ontology annotation, cellular component: DNA recombinase complex; endodeoxyribonuclease complex; nucleus. The record is from RefSeq and is a predicted model, not a curated record. The transcript has 4 exons. The coding region runs from base 1 to 3267 and encodes 1088 amino acids. Gene Ontology annotation, biological process: adaptive immune response; V(D)J recombination; pre-B cell allelic exclusion. Lineage: Eukaryota; Metazoa; Chordata; Actinopteri; Osteoglossiformes; Osteoglossidae.
AUGGGAGGAUUAUGGAUCAGCGCCCACGCCGACAUCAUGGAGGAGGAGGGGUCAGCGCACAGCGGCAGCGCCACCUGGCGCUCUGUCCCGCAGGAACUGCAGCACCCCUACUCCAAGUUCUCUGACUGGAAGUUCAAGCUCUUCCGGGUGAAGUCCAUGGAGAAAGCGCCCCUGCCAGGUGACGCCCAGCCUGCUCCGGCUCCAUCACCCCCAGCGCCGCAGCAGUCUGAGCUGGAGGUCCCGCCCGGGAGCCCCACUGCCAGCGUGAUGAGGCUGUGCCUCGGGGGAAAGAGCAAGGAGAGCCUGGAGAGCGCGGGCGCCCGUGUGGACCGUAAGCUUCAGGAGAUGGACACCCACAUGGGCCACUUGAGAUGCCUGUGCCGCCUGUGUGGGGUGGCGCUGCGUAAAGUCAAAGGUGGAGCGGAGCACAACGUCCAGGGGCCGCUGGACGAGAGCAGCGGGAGCGCCCUGCGCAGGAUGGGCUGCAAGGCCAAGACAUGGCCGGAAGUCGUCCUCAAGGUGUUCAAGGUCGACGUGACAGGGGACAUGGAAACGGUGCACCCCCCCUUCUUCUGCCACCGCUGCUGGAAGGCGGCGAUGCGCGGCGGGGGUUUCUGCUGUUUCUCAGGGACCCGGGUCACCCGGUGGCAGCCGCACUCCGCCCUGUGUCGCCUCUGCUUUCCCAGGAAGCUGUCCCUGCAGCGCAGCAGCCGCAAACGAUGCAAGCCGAGCCGCGCCGGUUCCCAAUUCGUCCGAGCCAAGAAGAUGAAGUCCGAGUUCUUCGAUCACGGCUUUGGUAGCGGUGCCGGCUGGCAGUGGCGGAGCGCAGAGCACGGCGCCAACAGCAAGCCCUGGGUGAAGCCCAGCCUCCAGAGGGCGCUGUGGGUGAGGAAUGUCACCGGCUGCAAGAACAUCCACCUGAGCUCCAAGCUGCUCUUGGAGGACUUCCCGACGGACUUCCUCCGUGCCGUGACCUGCCAGGUGUGCGACCACCUGCUGGCCGACCCCGUGCAGUCACCGUGCAGGCACCUCUUCUGUCGCACCUGCAUUCUCAAGUACAUCCGUGCCCUGGGCCAGCGCUGUCCACUCUGCACCUUUCCCUGCGCCCCCAGCGACCUGGUGACCCCAGCCAAGGCCUUCCUGGGUGUCCUGCAGUCGCUCCUGUUGCGGUGCCCCAGAGAAGACUGCAGGGAAGCAGUUCGGCUUGAGUCCUUCGGGUCUCAUUGCCGCGGCCACCAGGAGGCCGAUGAAGAGGGCGAUGGGGGGCAGGGCCAGACCUUCAACAGCUAUCUGCCCGUCAACAAAGGCGGCCGCCCCCGGCAGCACCUGCUGUCACUGACCCGACGGGCCCAGAAGCACCGCUUGAAGGAGCUGAAGAACCAGGUGAAGGCAUUUGCCGAGAAGGAGGAGGGCGGUGACAUCAAGUCUGUGUGCCUCACGCUCUUCCUGCUGGCGCUGCGGGCGGGAAAUGAGCACCGGCAGGCGGACGAACUGGAGGCCAUGAUGCAAGGCAGGGGUUUCGGACUGCAUCCUGCCGUGUGUUUGGCAAUACGGGUCAACACCUUCCUGAGCUGCAGCCAGUACCACAAAAUGUACCGCACCGUGAAAGCCACUAGUGGGCGCCAGAUCUUCCAGCCCCUCCACACUCUGCGCAACGCUGAGAAAGAGCUGCUCCCGGGUUUCCACCCCUUCGAGUGGCAACCUGCGCUCAAGAACGUGUCCAGCGCCACAGAUGUGGGCAUCAUCGAUGGGCUCUCGGGCUGGGCUGCCUCUGUGGAUGACGCGCUGGUGGAGACCAUCUCACGGCGCUUCCGCUACGACGUGGCCCUGGUGGCGGCCUUGAAGGACCUGGAAGAGGACAUUGUGGAAGGGCUGAAGGAGCAUAGCCUUGAAGACUCGGCCUGCACCGCAGGGUUCAGCGUGGUGAUCAAAGAGUCCUGUGACGGCAUGGGUGACGUAAGCGAGAAGCACGGGAACGGUCCGGCGGUGCCCGAGAAAGCUGUGCGCUUCUCCUUCACAGUGAUGUCGAUCUCUGUGCAGCCCGAGGGCAGUCAGGAGAAGUUCACCAUCUUUCAAGAAUCGAAGCCCAACUCGGAACUGUCCUGCAAACCGCUCUGCUUAAUGUUCGUGGACGAGUCUGACCAUGAGACCCUAACGGCCGUGCUGGGCCCCGUUGUGGCCGAGCGCAACGCCAUGAAGCAGAGCCGCUUGAUCUUGUCCAUCGGGGGGCUGCCUCGAUUCUUCCGCUUCCACUUCCGAGGAACAGGCUAUGACGAGAAGAUGGUGAGAGAGAUGGAGGGCCUGGAGGCCUCUGGAUCCACCUACAUCUGCACCCUGUGUGAUUCCACGAGGGAAGAGGCAUCCAAUAACAUGGUGCUGCACUCCAUCACCAGGAGUCAUGCAGAGAACCUGGAGCGCUACGAGAUCUGGAGGACCAACCCCUUUUCGGAGUCCAUGGAAGAGCUCCGCGACCGCGUCAAGGGAGUUUCAGCCAAGCCCUUCAUGGAGACCCAGCCGACCCUGGACGCCCUACACUGUGACAUCGGUAACGCCACCGAGUUCUACAAAAUCUUCCAGGAUGAAAUCGGUGAAGUUCACCUGAAGAGCAACCCCAGCCGAGAGGAGAGACGACAGUGGCGCUCGGCCCUGGACAAGCAGCUGAGGAAGAGGCUGAAGCUGAAGCCGGUGAUGCGCAUGAAUGGCAACUUCGCCCGGCGGUUGAUGACCCGCGAGGCGGUAGAUGCCGUGUGUGAGGUGGUACCAUCGGAGGAGCGGAGGGAGGCCCUCAGGGAGCUCGUGGAGCUGUACCUGCAGAUGAAGCCCGUUUGGCGCUCCACCGUUCCAGCUAAGGACUGCCCUGACCAGUUGUGCCGCUACAGCUUCAACUCCCAGCGCUUUGCGGACCUCCUGUCCACCACCUUCAAGCACCGCUAUGACGGCAAGAUCACCAACUACCUCCACAAGACCCUCGCCCAUGUUCCUGAAAUCAUCGAGAGGGACGGCUCCAUUGGGGCCUGGGCCAGCGAGGGAAACGAAUCUGGCAACAAGCUGUUUCGCCGCUUCCGCAAGAUGAACGCCCGGCAGUCCAAGACCUUCGAGCUGGAGGAUGUGCUGAAGCACCACUGGCUCUACACCUCCAAGUAUCUGCAGAAGUUCAUGGAGGCACACAAGAACUCUGCCAAGGCCCUGCAAGCCACCAUUGACCCAGUGGAGACCCAAGAUGACCUGGGCGAAUCACUGGAUGUCGCAGACUCUUUGGAACUUUGA